Telopea speciosissima is the source of this 1748-nucleotide messenger RNA. RefSeq names its product hydroxymethylglutaryl-CoA lyase, mitochondrial. Gene Ontology annotation, biological process: L-leucine catabolic process; ketone body biosynthetic process. The record is from RefSeq and is a predicted model, not a curated record. Lineage: Eukaryota; Viridiplantae; Streptophyta; Magnoliopsida; Proteales; Proteaceae. Bases 245 to 1534 code for a protein of 429 amino acids. Gene Ontology annotation, molecular function: hydroxymethylglutaryl-CoA lyase activity. The transcript has 9 exons.
AACCUAACUUGUGAACCAUCUCUGACACGUUUGGUACCAGAACUUCUCUCCUUCAUCUAACCCUUGAAGAGGGAAUUACGGGUUUUCCCAACUUGUUAUUCUUUCAGAAACCCUAGUUUUUCCCUCUUCCCACUGUCUCUUCUCUUCUGUUUCUUCUGCUACUCGAUUCAACAGGCUCUGAUUCAUCUCAGGUUUGUUGGGUUAUUCUUCUUUUUCAGUUCCGCUUUUGGCAUUGGACUCAGCAAUGUCGAGUUUGGAGGAGCCACUAGGUCUUGACAACUUCCCAAACUUGGGUUGUAUUGAUAGGGUCAGGAGGUUCUCCUCUACUGCUUGCAGGCCUAUACCGGAUGACAUAGGAAUGGGAAAUUGCUGGAUUGAGGGAAGGAGUUGCAGCUCAUCCAACAGUUGCAAUGAAGAAUGUACAAGAGAGACAUUUUCAUGGAGGAGACAGACCCGGGAGGGGUUGCGUGGAGACUCCUUAAAGCGAAGGACUUUAAGCUUGGGUCGGAACCAUAGGGUAUUUGGAGGUGUUUGUGAUUCAUAUGUACCAGAUCGCCACUAUUGCUCUGAGUGCAGUGACAAUGAUGUAAGGGGCGUAACGAGUAAGUUAUUACGUGGAUUACCAAGCUAUGUAAAGAUUGUGGAAGUUGCCCCAAGGGAUGGAUUGCAGAAUGAGAAAAAUAUGGUGCCUACAGCUGUAAAAAUUGAAUUGAUACAGGGAUUAGUUUCUUCUGGGUUGCCUGUUGUUGAGGCAACGAGUUUUGUCUCACCAAAAUGGGUACCACAGCUGGCAGAUGCGAAGGAUGUAAUGGCAGGCAUCCGGAAUGUGGAGGGUGCUAGAUUGCCUGUGUUGACCCCUAACCUUAAAGGGUUUGAAGCAGCUGUGGCAGCUGGAGCGAAGGAAGUGGCAAUCUUUGCCUCAGCCUCCGAAUCCUUUUCAAAGUCAAACAUUAAUUGCAGUAUUGAGGACAGUCUUGAGCGUUAUCGGGCUGUUGUUCAUGCUGCCAGAAAGCUGUCAAUUCCUGUUCGUGGUUAUGUAUCAUGCGUUGUUGCAUGCCCUGUGGAAGGCCCAAUUCCUCCAUCAAAUGUAGCAUAUGUGGCGAAAGAGCUUUUUGACAUGGGUUGCUUUGAGAUCUCCCUAGGUGAUACAAUUGGUGUUGGAACACCUGGUUCUAUUGUUCCAAUGCUUGAAGCUGUAAUGGCUGUUGUACCUGUUGAGAAGCUUGCAGUGCAUUUCCAUGACACUUAUGGGCAAUCUCUUUCUAAUAUUUUGGUGUCCCUCCAAAUGGGGAUUAGUAUAGUGGACUCAUCUGUCGCUGGUCUUGGAGGCUGUCCAUAUGCUAAAGGUGCUUCUGGGAAUGUGGCAACUGAGGAUGUUGUCUACAUGCUCAAUGGACUUGGGGUGAAGACCAAUGUGGAUCUUGGAAAGCUCCUGUCCGUUGGAGAGUUCAUCUGUAAGCAUUUAGGUCGCACAUCUGGGUCGAAAGCAGCAAUUGCGCUUGGCAAAAUCACAGCAGAUGCCUCUAAGAUCUAAUUAUACAUUGGAAUUAGAUUAUCCAAUUUGAAAAAAAAAUAAAAAAUGAAUAGAAGUUAAUAAAGAAUUUUGCCAUCGGCACUGUACUUGAUAUAUGAAUGUAAACAAUGUAAACUCAGAGGCCCAGUUCCAGUGAAAAUUAUACUGGGUCUCUUGUUUGGAAUGGGGGUAUAUUCUCUAUCCUAAAUAAAGUUGUAGCUGUAAAUUGCAUCAA